AUGACCUUAAGUACGGAGCCGCUGGACCAGGAAGAUCAAGAUGCGAUAAUUUUAGAUGCAAGAGCAGGUGACCUCGAGUCAUUGAAGGAAAUAUUUUCCACAUUGAUUCACCCAAGCUUGAUAACUAGUUGUGAGUGCACAACCAGUCGCUCAUCCCCUUUGCAUAUGGCUGCAGGUAAUGGUCAUUUGGAGGUAGUCCGAUAUCUUUUGGAAUCUGUGAAAUCCAACGCUAAAGAUGCAUCAGCUUUGAAGUGCUUUGUUAACAAGAAAAAUGAGACUGGAAACACAGCUCUGCAUUGGGCCUCUCUAAAUGAUAAACUUGAGGUUGUUGAGCUCCUUUGUAACGAAUACGAAGCCGAUCCAUUUAUCAGAAAUAGCUUCGGUCAUGAUGCAAUCUUCGAAGCUGAGAACGCAGGUAACGAAGCUAUAGAAAACUUUUACCUGAAGAAGUAUGACGUUGAGCCAGAAGACAAUUUGGAAAAUGCUGCAAGUACCGUUCAAAUUAGUGAGGGUACGGAAAUUGAGCAAAUCACAAAAGAGGCAUACAAGGCAAGCGAAGAGCUGCGUGAAAGCACUAAAAAACUGAGCCUGAAUGAUGACAAUUAA
Zygotorulaspora mrakii is the source of this 606-nucleotide messenger RNA. It is a transcript of the gene YAR1, whose product is annotated as Yar1p. The transcript has a single exon. Gene Ontology annotation, molecular function: protein binding. The coding region runs from base 1 to 606 and encodes 201 amino acids. NCBI's taxonomy places the organism in Eukaryota, Fungi, Ascomycota, Saccharomycetes, Saccharomycetales, Saccharomycetaceae. The record is from RefSeq and is a predicted model, not a curated record.